AGCAUUGCCUAUUUGAUUUGAUUUUUCUCUUUUUCUCUAUCUCUGGUUUAAAUGUGGAAAAUGGAUUAAAAAAACAAUUUGUAGGUGUUUUCUGAAUUUUAGUUUGCUAUCUGGUGUUGGUUGAUUUUGAAUUGAUCAUACGUGUUAGCAAAAAAUUCAUGCAUUGCUGUCUCUCAUCUGUAGUUGUUGUUCAGUUUAAUCCUUGCAGGAGCUUGUACCCAAGUGUGUGAGGCUGGCUUACUUGUUUCAUGUUUGAUGUAGUAGCACUAGUCAUUUUGAUUUGGCUGUAAGAUUUAGCUAUAAGGAAUUGCUUUUUGCGUUUUGAAAUCAAACCAAUUUCUCAUUUGAAGCAAUAAGUUUCUAGAAUCUGUUAUACACAUGAACUUAUUUGAUGACUGCAAAGACUUAUAUUAAUUUCUUGGAUGAUCAAAUUGACUAUUUUCGGUAUGAAAUGCUUGCUAAAUAUGCAUCUCUAACCUGAGUGUAGCACAAUGCGCUGUGACUUAACCCACAGAGCUUACUAUUGAAUGAAAAACAAGAUAUCCUCUUUUUAUUUUCCUCUAUUGAUCUACUAUAUGGAGUUUCUUUGCUUUUUUUGCCAUGUUGAAUUAUGAAUAUGGAUUUCUUAGUUCAAUUUAGAAAAUCUAUGUUAUUCUCUUAUUGGUUCAGCAUAUAUCUAUUGAAAUUUUGACGCGGGGAGUGAAUGGUUUCAUAUUAUCCCUGUAGUUUAUAGUGAAAUGACAUACUAUUCAAAUUAUGUAUACUAUUUCACCUUAUCAGUUAUGUGCUUCGGGCUUAUGAUUGUUAUCUGUGUUGUUCCAAUUAUUCUAUUAUGCUUAAUUAUUUUGUUCUUAUUUCUUGUUGUCAGAUUUGGUGAACAACCUUGGUACCAUUGCAAGGGUGGCACCAAGGAAUUUAUGGAAGCCUUGGCUGCUGGUGCUUAUCUUGUUGCAGAUAAGGUCAUUGUUACCACCAAGCACAAUGAUGAUGAGAAGUAUGUGUGGGAGCCACUCCGAUUCAAUGUUUAUGAGGUAUUUCCUUUUGCCUUUGCGAUUGUAUCUGGUGAAACUGUAGACAAUUGGAGGUGGUUUCUACAAAGGAUAUCGGAUGUUUUGCUGGGUUUUUUUGGAUUUUUUGUAUGAAAUGUUAUUAACAAUGUUUUUUGUGUGAAAUGGUAUUAA
Prunus persica (peach) is the source of this 1181-nucleotide messenger RNA. RefSeq lists its product as uncharacterized. The record is from RefSeq and is a predicted model, not a curated record. Bases 738 to 1142 code for a protein of 134 amino acids. The transcript is spliced from 2 exons. NCBI's taxonomy places the organism in Eukaryota, Viridiplantae, Streptophyta, Magnoliopsida, Rosales, Rosaceae.